AAGUCUCAAACUUUCUAUCUUCAUCUGAGUCCAAACAACCAUAAAAUCAGACACCAAACAAUAACACAGAAAAGGGAUAUACUCAUAUCCCACACAAUCAAAAGUCUCAUCUUUCAUUUCCCUUCACUCACUCUCUCCUUCUUCCAUUUCCGCCAAUGGUUUCCUUAUCCUCCACCACUACCUCCACUUCCCUAUCCUCCCUCCACCACCGCAGCGCCUCCUUCCAUAUUAACCUGCGCACCCGCUCCCUUAGCCUACGGACCCCCACCAAAACUUUCUCAAUCAAAGCCCAAUCUGCCCCUGUUCUCACCCAAGAUGACCUCAAGAAACUCGCGGCCGACAAAGCCGUAGAUUACGUAAAAUCCGGCAUGAUUCUUGGCCUCGGAACCGGCUCCACUGCCGCCUUUGUCGUCGCUAAAAUCGGAGAACUCCUUAAGUCCGGCGAAUUAAAAGAUAUCAUCGGCAUACCCACAUCAAAACGCACCGAAGAACAAGCAUUAUCGCUAGGAAUUCCACUAUCAGUUCUUGAUGAACACCCAAAACUUGAUCUUGCAAUUGAUGGUGCAGAUGAAGUAGACCCAGAUCUUAAUUUAGUGAAAGGUCGCGGUGGGGCCCUUCUGAGAGAGAAAAUGGUGGAAGCUGCAAGUGAUAAGUUUGUUGUUGUUGCUGAUGAGACUAAAUUAGUUGAUGGUCUUGGUGGAAGCAAGCUUGCAAUGCCUGUUGAAGUUGUUCAAUUUUGUUGGAAGUAUAAUUUGAUAAGGUUAAAAGAAUUGUUUAAAGAUGAAGGUGUUGAUGCUAAGCUAAGAUUGAAUGAAGAUGGGAAGCCUUAUGUUACUGAUAAUUCUAAUUAUAUUGUUGAUUUGUAUUUUGAGAAUCCUAUUAAAGAUGGGUAUGCUGCUGGUAAAGAAAUUUCAAGUCUUGAAGGUGUUGUGGAACAUGGGUUGUUUUUGGAUAUGGCCACUGCUGUUAUUAUUGCUGGAAAGACUGGAAUUGAUGUCAAGACCAAGUGAGGUAGCAAUUAUCAUCUGCCGCUCUGCUAUUGUUAUUCUUGUUGUUGUUAAUUACAUUUUUGUGCUGAUUUUGAACUCGCUAGUGGAACUCUUAGAUGGGGCCAUUAUAUAAGGUUUUGCUCAAUUUGCUUAGCAAUGGAUAUGUGAAAUAACGGCAAGUCAUUUCAUUCUUGUAUAAUUCAUGAGCAGUUAUUUU
Ricinus communis (castor bean) is the source of this 1206-nucleotide messenger RNA. Its product is annotated as probable ribose-5-phosphate isomerase 3, chloroplastic. Gene Ontology annotation, biological process: pentose-phosphate shunt, non-oxidative branch. The transcript has a single exon. Lineage: Eukaryota; Viridiplantae; Streptophyta; Magnoliopsida; Malpighiales; Euphorbiaceae. The record is from RefSeq and is a predicted model, not a curated record. Gene Ontology annotation, molecular function: ribose-5-phosphate isomerase activity. Bases 156 to 1010 code for a protein of 284 amino acids.